Lodderomyces theae is the source of this 642-nucleotide messenger RNA. Its product is annotated as MARVEL domain-containing protein. The transcript has a single exon. The record is from RefSeq and is a predicted model, not a curated record. Gene Ontology annotation, cellular component: membrane. Bases 1 to 642 code for a protein of 213 amino acids. NCBI's taxonomy places the organism in Eukaryota, Fungi, Ascomycota, Pichiomycetes, Serinales, Debaryomycetaceae.
AUGGCCAUCACAAGAAAAACAGUCAGCAUUAUCUUGAGAUCAGCUGAAUUUUUGUUCAGUGUCGUUGUAUUGGGCCUCAGUGCCGGUGUUUUAGCAGGCUAUAACUCCAACAUCCCCAGCGUCACUCUCAACUUGGUUGUUGCCAUCCUUGAUAUCAUCUGGUUAGCAUAUGUUGCAUUCAUUGCACCAAGCGUGUUUGCCGGUCAAACUCCAACUGUUCUCGUUUUGACUUGUCAAGUUAUACUUUGGGCCCUUUACCUUGCCGCUUGGGUUGCUGUCACUGCUGAUUUCCCCAAAAAUUGUAAUGAAUCGAUUUAUAUGCGAGACUCAAUUGAUACUUGUCGUGCUAAUCAAGCAAUUUUGGCGUUCUCGAUAUUGAAUUACGUUGUGCUUAAUACAGAACUUGCCGUGUUCUACCAGCACAGUUUAAUCCCAGAAGCUAAAACCUUUGGAGGUAGACAUUUGUUGCAGAAGACAACUUACGUUUGGGGAACCUUGUUCAAUGCUGAUACAGCAUCGAGUGUAAAGAGUUGUACUGGCUUUAGCACUGGUGUUGAUGCCAAUAAGGAUAGAGACUAUAAUUCUCAUCGUGUUGAUGAAGAGUCGACUGUCGGUAACCAGGUGAACGAUGAGAAAACAUAG